Molecule: messenger RNA, 774 nt
Organism: Serpula lacrymans var. lacrymans S7.9
Lineage: Eukaryota; Fungi; Basidiomycota; Agaricomycetes; Boletales; Serpulaceae
Exons: 3
Coding region: 1-774 (257 amino acids)
Source: RefSeq, a predicted model, not a curated record
AUGAGCUACGAAUUAAAAACAAAUAUAACCACAGAAAAUUGGCCCCCGCAAGAGAUACCAAAGGAUCCAGAACCUCUUCAAAAAGACUCUAUGUUCUACCUCGACCAUGUCACAAUUCUUGUGGAGAACGCACUAUUCAAAGUACCCAAAUACCCCUUCGAGCAAGGGUCAGAAGUGUUUCGUGAUAUGUUUCAGCUGCCGAUAGCGGAGGGCAGCUUGGUGGACGGUUGUGAUGAUAGCCAUCCCUUACGUCUGGAUCAGAUCAAGAAAGAAGACUUUAUACAGUUUCUGAAGGUAUUAUUCCAGGGACCUUACAAACAAGAAAUUCUCCCAGCUUCAGCUGUGGAGUGGACUUCAGUCCUAAAACUAUCCACAAUGUGGGAUUUCGAAGUGAUAAGACAAGCCGUCAUUCAACGGAUGUCGAUUAUGCCUAUCGAGUGCGUUGAGAAGGCUGUCUUAGCAAUGGAGUAUAAGGUUGAUAGUUGGUUGAUUCCGGCCCUCAAUGAGUUGGCCCAACGAGCGGAGUCAAUUACAGUAGCGGAAAUGGGGCGUCUCGGUCCAGAACUGACCCUGAAGAUGGCGGCUGUACGGGAAGGCGUGCGAGAGCGAAAAGGUCCAGUUAAACGAUCGAAAGGUUCGGAUCACUGUAGAAACUGCGGGAGUGCUUUUGUGCAAGAUUUUGAUAAUAGUUCUAAUUUUGAGCUUGGAGAAAGAUGCAUUGUUAACCUUGAUUUCUCCUCGAAGAUACAGAAAAUACUCACUAGAAAUAUGUAG